AUGAUGUGGGCGUCUCUGUUUUUCGCCGGGAUCUUAAGCGGCUGGUGGGGCGCACUGGCGCUCGCUGCGGCACCCCCCGCCAAUCGGAACUCCCUCGAGGAGACGUCGACGAGGACCACCAGCGACCAUCCGCCAUCGAUGAGCAUCAUUGAAAAGCCCCUCGAUUACCGUUUACCAACUUGGAACUUCGUUACGCGAACUAUCGAUAGACGCGACCAUCGUCUACCCACCGAACAGCUCCACGCUCCAUCUACCAGAGAUUACGUAUUGCCCACAGACGACGACGACGACGACGACGAAGACGACGAGGUCGUCUUACCAACGACGCAUCGAGAACAACUCGAACAGAACAAGUUGCACCGACAGAUUAGACCCUCGGCGGAGAACGUUAACCGAUACAACUCUCGAACGUAUCGGGUGAACGACCGAGAUCGUUUCGCCAGCGAACGAAUUUCCUCCACUUUCCCGGCCGACCACCUACCUCCCGAAGAUGCUUCCGAGGAGCAAGAGGAGGGGGAAGAGCUGGACGAUUCGAUACGCGAGGCGUUCGUCUCCUCGUCGAGGCACGCGAAUCGUCACCUCGAGGCGAGGAAAAUUCAUCCAAAGAUGGAGGAGUCAGGUUUGACGCGAUUACCUCGUCACACGUCGACACAGACGCCGUUUCUAUAUCCCGGCGGGAGUACGGAGUCGUCCGUGGAGAGGCCUCGUGUGAUCAGAUCGGCCAAGCAACGACCAAAGAACCGCACGAAAGCGGACUCGCCUAGGGAGCAACGACGACGAUGCCGGAACAAGGGUUGUCGCGGUCAGAACUGGUGCCCAGACGUGGACGUUGGAAACAGAGCUUACCUGGCGCCUACCGUGUUCGAGGGCAAAGCUCGUAGCAUGUCGUCCGAUAGGAAACCAGGCUUCAACUACGCGGUGACGUUCGAGGUAAAGCAAGUAUACAAGAACCAGCCGGGUUUUCAGCCGUUGCUGAAAAACGACAGCGUAAGGCUGCACUUUCGCGACAAAUCGACGCCGGGCAAGUCGACGGUAUGCGGCUACGACACCGACGGGAAGCAGCAACAGCAGCAGCAACGCGAUAAUCAGAGUGGUGUGGUGCGAGCCAAUAUUAAGAGGGGUAAAGUGUAUCUAGUGUUUGUGAAUCGCGUGGGACCCAGAAACUUCACGAUCCUCGGUGAGCCGGUGAUACGAAGCAAGAAGAACGAACAGGCGGUGCAGGCUGUCGUUCGACCGGAUUACGGUGAGUAG
Habropoda laboriosa is the source of this 1251-nucleotide messenger RNA. RefSeq lists its product as uncharacterized. Lineage: Eukaryota; Metazoa; Arthropoda; Insecta; Hymenoptera; Apidae. The transcript has a single exon. The record is from RefSeq and is a predicted model, not a curated record. The coding region runs from base 1 to 1251 and encodes 416 amino acids.